ACAUUAUCGUCAAUGGCGCUAGAUAAUGGGGGAAGUCGAACAAGUUGCAUGUGCUGUUCAUAAGAUCUGUUCUAAUUUAUAAUUAAUUUCGUCGUCGUCGUUGUUGUCUUGUCGUGGCAGCUAGACAAUGGGGCAACGAUUCAGUGCUUGGUUUAUGAAUCCAUUUUGCAAAUCGAUCAACAAUAAUGUUAAAAACGAAAAAGCUCUACUGUUCGACUCAAUGACUCAGCUUCGUGAAACGCUUGACCGGGAUUUAGUUAUUUGCGAAAUCGGCGCUAGAAGUGGGGUGAAUUAUAAACAUUAUCCACCCAGAUCAAAGCUGAUUUGUGUGGAGCCCAACCAGUACAGUAGGAGUUAUUUAGAAGAAAAUAUCCGCACAACAAACCCAAGUCUUACGUUAAAGGAUUUUGUCUGCGGUUUCGCAGAAAGCAUGCCAGGAAUCGACAACGAGUGUGUUGACGCGGUUGUCUGCACUCUGGUUUUGUGUUGUGUGAAAAACCAGAAGGAAGUUUUGUCGGAGGUUUUACGAAUAUUAAGACCGGAUGGUCAGUUUUAUUUCAUGGAACAUGUAGCAGACCAGCCAGGAACAUUUCGACGGAAGAUGCAGAAUACGUUUACACCGGCGUGGAAGUUGCUGACCGGGAACUGUCAUUUAAACAACAACGCACGUGCAGUUUUGCAAGACGCUGGCUUUAAGUCCGUUCGUACCACCGACUUCACGUAUCGGUCCAUGCUCUGGUUAAUCAGACCGUGGAUGUUUGGGGUGGCCACCAAAUAAUAACAUUUAAAAAAUCGAAACUUUACCUUUUGUAAUGCCUUUACGUAGGCCUUUCUUAACGUAAAGGCAUUAUAUUAUUAUUACAGAAAUGAAGAUUAAAUUGACUUGUCUUUACAUAAAUUGAAGGUUACUAACUUGGAAUCUUUUCUUUAAUUUUUUUUUUAAACCUAUAGGCCUAGUCCGUCCCUAGUCCGAGUACUCUGACUGUAAAUGAGCUAGACGGAUAUUUGGACAUAAAUACGUUCUUAUUACAGUCCGAGACCAAGCUAUGCAAUAUUUUGCCAAUCGCCGACCACCACACAGUAGUCAAAGAUUUCCGCUCUAAUACCACAACAAUCCUAUGUUUGACAUCAAAUACCUUUACAUCGAGUUAAUUGAUUUUUAAAAAAUCCACAUAUUAAUCACUAAUACACACACUACAGAAAGAAAUUCGACAGUACCCACAUUCAGCUAAACUUCGUGACACUCCGUCGCAAGAAUUACAAAGCUCGAUGACCUAUAUCGUGACGUAGGUCACGUAAUUGCCCACUGGGUGAUUCCACCUUGUGCAACAGUUACAGGGGCCGUCUCAUACCAAAACUACUUUUGUGUGCAAUUUAGAAAACAAUCGGCUCAGAAAUAAAUAGCUUGUAGUAAAUUCCAUAGUAUGAAAAAAGGUAUUCUCUGUGGGAAGGACUAUAAUUGUUUUCAUGAAUUUACAUUUAAUAUUUUAUAAUCCGGUGAUAUAUGUUUUAAUAGCUAGUGUCCUCUAGCCAUAUGGGACAGUGCACAUCAGAGAGGAAGAGGGGGUUGCGAAAGGGGUGGAGAGAGAGACUGUCACAGAGAAGUAGCUGAAAGAAAUAUGAGAGAGAGAGAGAGAGAGAGAGAGAGAGAGAGAGAGAGAGAGAGAGAGAGAGAGAGAGAGCGAAUGAUAUCCACUUGUUCAGUGAUAAUGUGAUACGGGACAGAAAGAAGCUGUAUGUAAAGCCAAUAUAUUUUGUACUACUUUUAUAAUGUAACUUAUACACAGAGAGCUUAUAAGCAGUACUGUAUUUUCAAAAAAGGUUGUGGAGGGAGAUUGUAUACCGGGCAGAUAUUUUAUCAAACAGUGAAUAAAUCGGCUACUGAUACACACGUGCACACACACCUACACACUCAGUCUCGCACACACAAUAUCAUACACGCACGCACACGUGCACUCUUACAUGUACAUAAAUGGAUUUGGGAUAUGUAACGGUUGUAUGAUAAUUAAUUUACUGAGUAUAUUGUUACCAUUUUAGAUGAUAGAUUGCAUUUGUUAUACCUUAAUAAACUAUUAAUUGAUGUGAAAUUUUAAUUAUAACAUACCACGUACUCAAGAAAAUUAAUAAAAUUUGAAAUAAAUAAUGUACAUGUACUAAUAUUAUUAUUA
This is a messenger RNA of Gigantopelta aegis, 2168 nucleotides long. Its product is annotated as methyltransferase-like protein 7A. The record is from RefSeq and is a predicted model, not a curated record. NCBI's taxonomy places the organism in Eukaryota, Metazoa, Mollusca, Gastropoda, Neomphalida, Peltospiridae. The transcript has 2 exons. Gene Ontology annotation, molecular function: S-adenosylmethionine-dependent methyltransferase activity. The coding region runs from base 128 to 778 and encodes 216 amino acids.